CUUAUAGUGUAACCAUGGCAGACUAUUCAACAGUGCCUCCCCCGUCUUCUGGCUCAGCUGGUGGCGGUGGUGGCGGCGGUGGUGGUGGAGGAGUUAACGACGCUUUCAAAGAUGCACUGCAGAGAGCCCGGCAGAUUGCAGCAAAAAUUGGAGGUGAUGCAGGGACAUCACUGAAUUCAAAUGACUAUGGUUAUGGGGGACAAAAAAGACCUUUAGAAGAUGGAGAUGGCUCUUGGACAAGUCCGAGCAGUACAACACACUGGGAGGGAAUGCCCUCUCCUUUUAAAGAUCAACCAGAUGCUAAGAAAGUUGCUCCUCAAAAUGACUCUUUUGGAACACAGUUACCACCGAUGCAUCAGCAGCAAAGAUCUGUAAUGACAGAAGAAUACAAAGUUCCAGAUGGAAUGGUUGGAUUCAUAAUUGGCAGAGGAGGUGAACAGAUCUCACGCAUACAACAGGAAUCUGGAUGCAAAAUACAGAUAGCUCCUGACAGUGGUGGCCUUCCAGAAAGGUCCUGUAUGUUAACUGGAACACCUGAAUCUGUCCAGUCAGCAAAACGGUUACUGGACCAGAUUGUUGAAAAAGGAAGACCAGCUCCUGGCUUCCAUCAUGGCGAUGGACCGGGAAAUGCAGUUCAAGAAAUCAUGAUUCCAGCUAGCAAGGCAGGAUUAGUCAUUGGAAAGGGGGGAGAAACUAUUAAACAGCUUCAGGAACGGGCUGGAGUUAAAAUGGUUAUGAUUCAAGACGGGCCGCAAAACACUGGUGCUGACAAACCUCUUAGGAUUACAGGAGACCCAUAUAAAGUUCAACAAGCCAAGGAAAUGGUGUUAGAGUUAAUUCGUGAUCAAGGCGGUUUCAGAGAAGUUCGGAAUGAGUAUGGGUCAAGAAUAGGAGGAAAUGAAGGGAUAGAUGUCCCCAUUCCAAGAUUUGCUGUUGGCAUUGUAAUAGGAAGAAAUGGAGAGAUGAUCAAAAAAAUACAAAAUGAUGCUGGUGUUCGCAUUCAGUUUAAGCCAGAUGAUGGGACAACACCGGAGAGGAUAGCACAAAUAACAGGACCUCCAGACCGAUGUCAACAUGCUGCAGAAAUUAUUACAGACCUUCUUCGAAGUGUUCAGGCUGGUAAUCCUGGUGGACCUGGACCUGGUGGUCGAGGAAGAGGUAGAGGUCAAGGCAACUGGAACAUGGGACCACCUGGUGGACUACAGGAAUUUAAUUUUAUUGUGCCAACUGGGAAAACUGGAUUAAUAAUAGGAAAAGGAGGUGAAACCAUAAAAAGCAUAAGCCAACAGUCUGGUGCAAGAAUAGAGCUUCAGAGAAAUCCUCCACCAAAUGCAGAUCCAAAUAUGAAGUUAUUUACAAUUCGUGGCACUCCACAACAGAUAGACUAUGCUCGGCAACUCAUAGAAGAAAAGAUUGGUGGCCCAGUAAAUCCUUUAGGGCCACCUGUACCCCAUGGGCCCCAUGGUGUCCCAGGCCCCCAUGGACCUCCUGGGCCUCCAGGGCCUGGAACUCCAAUGGGACCAUACAACCCUGCACCUUAUAAUCCUGGACCACCAGGCCCGGCUCCUCAUGGUCCUCCAGCCCCAUACGCUCCCCAGGGAUGGGGAAAUGCAUAUCCACACUGGCAGCAGCAGGCUCCUCCUGAUCCAGCUAAGGCAGGAACGGAUCCAAAUUCUGCAGCUUGGGCUGCUUAUUAUGCUCACUAUUAUCAACAGCAAGCACAGCCACCACCAGCAGCCCCUGCAGGUGCACCAACUACAACUCAAACUAAUGGACAAGGAGAUCAGCAGAAUCCAGCCCCAGCUGGACAGGUUGAUUAUACCAAGGCUUGGGAAGAGUACUACAAGAAAAUGGGUCAGGCAGUUCCUGCUCCGACUGGGGCUCCUCCAGGUGGUCAGCCAGAUUAUAGUGCAGCCUGGGCUGAGUAUUAUAGACAACAAGCAGCCUAUUAUGCCCAGACAAGUCCCCAGGGAAUGCCACAGCAUCCUCCAGCACCUCAGUGCCUUCCCAGACCUUCCACCUUAGGUUCUGCUGCAAAAAGCACCAGUGCUGAAGAUGCUGCAAGCACCAAAUCAUAGCUCAUAAAAUCAGGUCCUGAGAUAGUUACCCAUAAAGAGGAAUCCUUUGAGUGUAUGCCAUUGGUGAGCCGAUGAGCAUGGACCAUAGAAGGGCUCAAUGUAGAAGGUAAAAUUGGCAAAUCAUAAUUGAGAAGUAUGAAAUGUAUUCCCAUACAUAAUAUGGUAUAGGGUGUAAUGUACCUGCUUUUGAUCACUUUUCAUUUUAAAGUGCUAUUCAGUUGAUCUUAAAUGUUCCAUGAACUGUUAAAUUUCUUAAGUUACAUAGUUACUACACCACAUUUAUGUGUAUGUUAUGUUUUAAUAGUCAAUGAUAGGUAUGUACGAUUGAUAAUAUAAAGGGGCUCAUUGAAACUUCAGAGCCUGUCGAGUUUUGGUUAGUUGUAGAUUGCAUUUUUAUAAAAAAAAAAAAUGGAUAGAUUGAUGAUAAUAGAUAUUGGGGCAUUGUUUCUGUCUCAUGAGAAUUCUUUUAUUCAUUACCAUAAGCCUUCACUGAUACUAUAAGCAUUAUUUUAAAUGACGCUGAUCUUAAGUCUGAAAUAAAUGGAAAGCAGAAAAGGUGAGCCAGUUGAUUUGAAUGCAUUGGAUAUUAGUGUUAGAAACAAUGUAUAGUUUAGAUUGAAAUUGAACUGACUUAUUUAGCACUUAAACAAAAAUUUGACAAUGUUUUUAGUUUUUUUUAAGACAGCUUAGUGUGGUGAUACUUAGAAUUCUAUGGUUUGAUGUUUCUUUUAGAAAUGAGAAGUAUAGUUUUAUUUUUUAAUAUCAAAAAUGGUUUUAAUACUAAAACUAGUAAUUUGAUACUAGUUGUUUAUAAACAUUGUAAAAUUUAUCUUUUAAACAAAUUAUCUUGGUAGUUAAUUCAUAAGGGUGGGUUUGGGUAGGAAUAGCAGAGUACUUUCAGAGGGAAAGGGGAGUCUUUCAGAAGUGAUAGCAUUUUAUUUGUUUGAAUACUCUGCCAGUAAAAUCAUCUGCACUUAGAAAGUUAUCUGUUGUGUAGAAUAAUGAUGUAGAGUUUACUAAUCAGUGAGGAUGUCUUGUUUUUAUUCUCUGCAAACUCUGCCUCACUUUAAAAUGCAUUAUAACAAUACCUAAUUAAAGAUAAUUUUGGCUCUGAAAGUUACCUUAUUUUUUGUUGAGUUAGUGACUUCAUUUUUCUUGCCACAAUAUAAGCUUUUGAGGGAUUUUUUAAAAUUGGUGCUUUUAAUAAGCAAAUAAAUCCCAGGGUUUUAUUUUCUUCAGUGAUACCCCUAUAGAAACUCUUAAAUGUAUUUGCGCAUAUAUAUAUAUUUUUUCUUAUGCAUGCUCAAUGCAUUUUCGUCCUGAGAAAAAUGUUCUCUGCAGAAACUACCCGUGUGUAAAAAGAAGAUUGGCUUAAAAUGGCUACUGUGAUGGGAACAGUGUCUUAGGGAGAUGCAGCUUGGACUUGAGGUAAAUUGAAUACUUUACAAACUGUGGUUUAGAGUUUGCUUUAAUGACAUUGUAUGUAAAAGGUCACAUGAUUGCUGUAAUUUUGUAUUCAUUAUGGUUUCCUCAAUAAAUGUACAUUGAUGAAUAUUAUAA
Pongo pygmaeus (Bornean orangutan) is the source of this 3638-nucleotide messenger RNA. It is a transcript of the gene FUBP1, whose product is annotated as far upstream element binding protein 1. Gene Ontology annotation, biological process: regulation of DNA-templated transcription. Gene Ontology annotation, molecular function: RNA binding. Lineage: Eukaryota; Metazoa; Chordata; Mammalia; Primates; Hominidae. Bases 15 to 2078 code for a protein of 687 amino acids. The record is from RefSeq and is a predicted model, not a curated record. The transcript has 22 exons.